Molecule: messenger RNA, 2475 nt
Organism: Histoplasma capsulatum G186AR
Lineage: Eukaryota; Fungi; Ascomycota; Eurotiomycetes; Onygenales; Ajellomycetaceae
Product: cation efflux protein/zinc transporter
Exons: 3
Coding region: 1-2475 (824 amino acids)
Biological process (GO): zinc ion transport; transmembrane transport; intracellular zinc ion homeostasis
Cellular component (GO): membrane; Golgi apparatus
Molecular function (GO): zinc ion transmembrane transporter activity
Source: RefSeq, a predicted model, not a curated record
AUGGCCAAUCCUGCCCGUGGUGGCCUCCAACCACCGGCUCCAGGCCAUCGGCGCACUCGCGAGGGCUACGCAGGGCCCCCCGUCCCUCCUUCGAACAACUUCUCGGCUCAUCCAAGCCCGCAGCAUCAUGCUGGUGGCACUCCCAUCGAGCCCAUUUCGCAUUCGAUUUUCGGCUCUGCUGGCUAUCCUCCCAAAAUAUCACCGCGAUCGCCAACUUUUCAAAACAAUGUGCCUGCACAGGUCAAUAAGCGCGAUCCGGUCAAUGGAAAUGGCGGUUCACUGUCGGAGUUGCCGUUGGGCUCCUCGACCGCUACGAUGCGCGAGGGAAUGGGUGCCGCGCCGGAGAUUUCAGAGCAGUCAGCCUCUCUUAUGAGCAACGAAGUCAUUGCAGGCAUGCUAGUGCCCACUCCCUACCUCAUAUCCUCAUUGCUCAUAAACAUAUAUUCUCCAAACCACGAUCCCAGAGGACAUGUCAAGGACGAGUCUGUAGAAUUCGGCCUGAUACACCCUCCUCCGAGAAGAGAAUUUCUCAUGACCUGCACGCUGGUGUCGAUCACGAUGCUUAUAAUAGGCCUCUACACCGAAAUGCGAAAGAAAACCCAGUUGCAUCUCUUGAAUGACCCAACAGGCAAAACGAAAUCUCUUGGGGCGGCUGUGCUAUCUCCCCGGAGUAUUUUCCUUGUGAUGAUAGCCAUCGGUCUGCCAUUUUAUGCGACUCUAUUCCUGGGCCAUGGAAGAGUUUCCAUCACAAUGCUUCUCCUGCUAGUCUCUAGAGUAUCCCCGAUUGUCCAGCUUGAUCAUGACAACGAUCACCAGAAACAGUUCCGAUUUCAUUUAACACAACGCAAUGGAACGGUUUUCUUCCUGCUUGGAAUGAUGGUUCUAGAUACCGUCGGGGUCACAUCAUCCACUGACUGGCUACUGAUUCUUAGAGGAUAUCUUGCUCUUAUGUUCUCAGUAUUUAUUAUUCAACCCCCUUUUAUGAAUAUGCGAAAGCCGUCUUCAAUAGCCCAUCCCAACCAGUCAACCUACGAGUCCUCAGUUUCUGAUUCUGCCCGUCAAACCCAGAGUAAUUUCUUCUCAGCCUCGCCAGCUGCACUUGUCAGUACAAACCAAUAUUUCCGAGGGGGCAGCAUUUUAGCAGGCUUCUGCUUACUCAUGGCCAUUAUGUCUGGCGGUAUUAAUAUCGCUCUGCCUUCUUUAACCAGCAUAUUGAUGGUAGGGCUAUUCUCAGCAAUAUCCUUUCUAAGUAUCGAGCCUAAAACGUUCCAAAGUAAACACCAGAUAGGCUUCAUUGCAGGCUCCGGUUUCUCCCUUGUUGUCAGUGCUAUUGUAUCUCCCAUGGAAUUUUCAGACCUUGCGUCAACCUGCUCUUUCACCAUUCUUAGUUAUAUUUUCGUUCGCCUGGAUCUUAGGACGGUGAAAUCAGAGACCAAUGACUAUUCUCAUGCCAUGCAUGGACAUCAAGAGUACCACCAUAAUCAUCACCACAGCAAUGAAAACUCUCCCUCUCGAAUCACUAGAUGGUUAUUGAAGACCUGCGAGCAUUGGCCUUUCAUAUAUGGGAUCCUCAAGGAAAAAGAUUCGCGGAAGAUAUUCUAUUUUAUGUGGAUCAUAAGUAUUGAAAUUGUCUACGAGGCCAUUGAAAGACUCGUGUCUGGAAGUGAGGUCCAUCGGAUAGGGGAGCUCCUUUUUGUGAGCGUAGCUGGGUUAGCUGUCAACAUGGUGGGGAUAAUGGCGUUUGACCACGGCCAUCACCAUGGGCAUUCGCACUCCUGCGGUGGCCACGACCACGAUACCGGGCAUCUACACUCGCAUCAUACCAACGAAAACAUGCAUGGUAUUUUCCUCCACAUCCUCGCCGACACUCUUGGGUCGGUGGCAGUGGUUCUGUCCACGGUCCUCGUGCAUUUUUACAAGUGGUCUGGAUUCGACCCCAUCGCAUCGUGUUUAAUAGCCAUUCUCAUCUUUGCCUCUGCCGUGCCGUUGGUGGCCAGCACAUCGAAAACCUUACUUCUCGCCCUUCCGGCGGAUGUUGAAUAUGGCCUACGCGAUGCAUUAGCUGGUGUGAGUACUCUACGUGGAGUCGCUGGGUAUUCCGUUCCAAAAUUCUGGUUAGACGAUAUUGUCGAUCAUGACCAUAAGCAUGGCCACGUUGGCCAUCACCAUCAUCACGGACACGAUGACCAUGACCACAAUCACGGUCAUGGCCAUCAUUCCCAUACACAUCACCAAAGCAACAUAGACCCCAGUGAGGAAAAGCAUUCCCUCGAACACACGCCCAGGCAUGGAGGGACGGGCCAACAAAUUCAAGGGGUGAUACAUGUGAUUGCCUCGCGUGGGGCGGAUAUGGAGGACGUCCGGCGGCGGACGAUCAGCUACUUAAGCGAGAAAGGCAUCAAUAUCCUAGUUCAGGUGGAACGCGAAGGAGAAAACAGGUGUUGGUGUGGUGGCGGGAAUAAACCGGUGACCUAG